GCAACUUACAUUGCUCACCCAAUUGCUCUUGGUGUUCUACUAUAUGCGAUGGGAGGGUUCCCUUUCAUUGUCUGGGGAAUGGGUGUGAGGAUUAUUUGGGUGUACCACAUUACUUGGCUGGUAAAUUCAGCUUGCCAUGUUUGGGGAGAGAAAGCAUGGAAAACUGGUGAUUUGUCUAGGAACAAUUGGUGGGUGGCAUUACUAGCAUUUGGAGAGGGAUGGCAAAAUAAUCACCACGCUUUUGAGUACUCAGCUAGACAUGGUCUGGAUUGGUGGCAGCUUGACAUGACUUGGUAUGUUCUGAGAUCGCUCCAAGCUAUUGGAUUGGCCACCGAUGUGAAGGUACCAACAGAGGUACAGAAACAAAGGAUGGCUUUGUGAACUAAGCUAAGCUUGCAUACAGGGGCUCG
This is a messenger RNA of Rosa chinensis, 410 nucleotides long. RefSeq names its product palmitoyl-monogalactosyldiacylglycerol delta-7 desaturase, chloroplastic-like. Gene Ontology annotation, cellular component: endoplasmic reticulum membrane. Gene Ontology annotation, molecular function: oxidoreductase activity, acting on paired donors, with oxidation of a pair of donors resulting in the reduction of molecular oxygen to two molecules of water. Gene Ontology annotation, biological process: lipid metabolic process. The record is from RefSeq and is a predicted model, not a curated record. Bases 49 to 381 code for a protein of 110 amino acids. Lineage: Eukaryota; Viridiplantae; Streptophyta; Magnoliopsida; Rosales; Rosaceae. The transcript has 3 exons.